Messenger RNA from Epinephelus moara (kelp grouper), 582 nucleotides. RefSeq names its product dual specificity protein phosphatase 13-like. Gene Ontology annotation, biological process: protein dephosphorylation; negative regulation of MAPK cascade. The transcript is spliced from 3 exons. Gene Ontology annotation, cellular component: cytoplasm. Bases 1 to 582 code for a protein of 193 amino acids. The record is from RefSeq and is a predicted model, not a curated record. NCBI's taxonomy places the organism in Eukaryota, Metazoa, Chordata, Actinopteri, Perciformes, Serranidae. Gene Ontology annotation, molecular function: MAP kinase phosphatase activity; protein tyrosine/serine/threonine phosphatase activity.
AUGUCUCUUAGGGAUCCACCAUAUGAACCUCCUUCUGUCGCAGAGCUGCAGGAGUUCCUCCUGGAAGACAGGCGACCUACAGGACAUGUCAAUCAAGUCUGGCCUAACCUUUUCAUAGGCAACGAGGUGGCGGCUCGUGACAAGGCCGCUCUGCACAGUCUGGGCAUAACCCACAUUGUAAACGCUGCUCACCGACCCCCUGGCACUGCCUCCUUUUUCUACGUCAACACCGGCCCUCGUUUCUACAGAGAUAUGACAGUGGAUUAUUAUGGGGUGGAGGCUGAUGAUGCAAUAGAGUUCGUCCUUAGUCCUUUCUUUUACCCAACAGCACGAUACAUCCGAGCCGCACUGGGCAUGGGAGGACGGGUAUUUGUCCACUGUCUGAUGGGCGUGAGCCGCUCCGCAACAUUGGUGCUGGCCUACCUGAUGAUUGUUGAGGGCCUGAGGCUGCAGGAAGCAGUGGCCGCGGUAAAGCCUCACAGAGACAUCUGUCCCAACCCAGGCUUCCUGUUUCAGCUCCGCAGCCUUGACAUGAGCCUGGAGAGGGAGCGGAGGAGGCGCAGACAGGCCCAAACACUGUAA